Molecule: messenger RNA, 489 nt
Organism: Kickxella alabastrina
Lineage: Eukaryota; Fungi; Kickxellomycota; Kickxellomycetes; Kickxellales; Kickxellaceae
Exons: 1
Coding region: 137-451 (104 amino acids)
Source: RefSeq, a predicted model, not a curated record
CAUUUUUUGUUUUUUCGGCUUUGAGCAUUUAUGUGUCUUUUUUUGUAUUUCAACCAAGUGUUUUACUCUGACAACUCGAUAGUAAGCAAAACAAUGCAUCAUUUGUACAUGCUAUAUAAUAUGUUAUAUAUGUUAUAUGUGUAUGUGUGAAUGUUUAUUCGGAAGUAAAUGGAAAACGACGAUAUAUAAAAUUUGGUGGCUACUUGGACUUUUUGCUCUUUUCCUUCUUGUCCUUCUUGUCCUUCUUGUCAGCUUUCUUGUCAGCUUUCUUGUCCUUUUUGUCCUUUUUGUCCUUCUUGCUCUCCUUGUCGGACUUUUUGUCGGACUUGUCGACUUUUUGUCCUUCUUGAUCUUUUUACUCGAUACAUCCACCUCAUCCUUCUCUUCAUCCUCCUUCACGAUCUCGUCCACGCUCCUCUUCUUGCUCUUAGCCAAACCAGCCCCACCGUAAAUAGCCUCCAAAGCUGGGUUACCAACAUCUUGCUAGCA